Salvelinus fontinalis (brook trout) is the source of this 8608-nucleotide messenger RNA. Its product is annotated as zinc finger protein 569-like. The coding region runs from base 48 to 2687 and encodes 879 amino acids. The record is from RefSeq and is a predicted model, not a curated record. NCBI's taxonomy places the organism in Eukaryota, Metazoa, Chordata, Actinopteri, Salmoniformes, Salmonidae. The transcript has 2 exons.
AUAGAUUUUUUUUAAAGCAAGAAACAUUCUAACUCUGCUGAGACAAAAUGAGUUCAGAGAGGGAAACGUUGAUGGAUGAAAUCGAAAAGAGUUUAUGGAAUUUAACUGAGGACAAUUUACGCGACCUGUGUGAACGUUGUGGAAUGGAUGGCUCUGAAAUUAAAGUUAUGAAUCAUCGCUUAUUAAGGCGUAAAGUCAUGGAGGAAAUGUGGGACAAUACGGAGUCAAUGAAAUCAGAGGAGCAGGGAAUGUCUUGGUUAGUCCAACUGAAAGACGACAUCAGGAGGAUACUGGAGGAUGGUAGCAGUGCACUCAUGAGUCCCAGCCAAGCCGAUGAUGAUGUAGACUGUGACGAAGAAUGGAACGAAGAGGGAGGAUCUAGGUUGCCUAGUAACAGACUGGAGGCAAAAUCUGAUCUAGAGAGGCACACACCAGAGCAGAGGGAGAGUGAUGUGACUACUUCCCAGUCAGAAAGUGUUUUUCUCAAACCACACUUGUGCACUACAUGCGGUAAGGGAUUCCAUCAGGCCGGCUGUCUUAAGAGACACCUGAGAACUCAUACGGGGGAGAAACCGUUCGUCUGCCCUCGUUGUGGGAGGGCUUGGAGUGAUUCUGGAAACUUAAAGAGACACAUGAGAAAAACUCACCCAGGAAAGGAGAUGGUUGUUAAGAUGCUCAACACACAGAGGAGUGACCCUACAGGAAGUAGGGAGGAAAUGAAUGUGGAUUCAAUUAAAUCGGAGGAGCAGGGAACGUCUUGGUCACUCCAGCUGAAACAGGAGGAUGCUUGUGGUGCCCCUGUGAGUCUCAGCCAGGCUCAUGCUGAUGAUGUAGACUGCAACGUUGAGGACAGAGAUUGGUUGCCUAGCAUCGGACUGAAGGCGGAGCCCAUGAGUCCCAGCCAAUCCGACGAUGACAUUGCAGACCGUAAAGAAGAAUGGAACGAAGCGGGAGGCACUACGUUGCCAAGCAACGGACUGGAGUGGGAGUCAGCUCAAGAGAGCCACAGUUGCGACAAGCCUCUCUGGCCCUCUUCCACCCUCCCAGAGUCCCCGGGGCGUGCCUCUCCCGGUAGCGCCUUAUUGUGCGGUCUGAAGAUGGUGUCUGUGCGUCUUGUCGACUGCAGGAAGACACCGGGGCAGAGUGGCCUUAAAAUACACAAGGCAACACAGACAGGAGAGAAAUCCCACAGCUCGUCUAAUGCUGAACAACACAAAACCCUCUCAGGAAACAGGCCUAGAUCCCAUAUCUGUGAUCACUGUGGGAAGAAUUUUACCACAGCAACCAAUCUGAAAAGACACUUACUGUAUCUGUCUGGAGAGAAACCAUACAUGUGCUCUGAAUGCGGAAAGAGAUUCACACAGGCCGGCAGUCUUAAGACACACCAGAGAACUCAUACGGGGGAGAAACCGUACAUCUGCACUCGUUGUGGGAAGGCUUGGAGUGAUUAUGGAAACUUAAAGAGACACAUGAGAAGGCAUACUGUUAAACAACACACAGUGAAACCUCACCACUGCUCGGAUUGUGGAAAACAAUUCAUUGUAAAAUCAAGCCUGAAACAUCACCGGCUAGUUUUUCACACAGAUCAUCCUCACCGUUGUGGUCAAUGUAAGAAGAGCUUCAUAACUGCAGAAAGACUGGAAUCACACAUGAAAACACAACACCCGCCAAGUGAUCCUCUGAAGAACCCACAUGUGUGCUCUGAAUGUGGUAAGGGAUUCCAUCAGGCUGGCUGUCUUAAGAGACACCUGAGAACUCAUACGGGGGAGAAACCGUUUGUCUGCCCUCGUUGUGGGAGGGCUUGGAGUGAUUCUGGAAACUUAAAGAGACACAUGAGAAAAACUCACCCAGGAGAAGAGAUGGUUGUUAAGAGGCUCGGCACUCAGAGGAGUGACCCUACAGGAAGUAGGGAGGAAAUGAAUGUGGAUUCAAUAAAAUCAGAGGAGCAGGGAAUGUCUCGGUCACUCCAGCUGAAAGAGGACAUCAGAAGGAUACUGGUGGAUGCUAGCGGUGCACCAAUGAGUCUCAACCAAGCCGAUGAUUAUUCUGAAGACUGUGACGAGGGAGGAAGAACUAGGUUGUCUAGCAACAGACUGGAGGCGAAAUCUGAUCUAGAGAGGCACACACCAGAGCAGAGGGAGAGUGAUGUGACUACUUCCCAGUCAGAAAGUGUUUUUCUCAAACCACACUUGUGCACUACAUGCGGUAAGGGGUUCAAAAAGGCCGGCUGUCUUAAGAGACACCAGAGAACUCAUACGGGAGAGAAACCGUUCGUCUGCCCUCGUUGUGGGAAGGCUUGGAGUGAUUCUGGAAACUUAAAGAGACACAUGAGAAAAACUCACCCAGGAAAGGAGAUGGUUGUUAAGAUGCUCAACACAGAGAGGAGUGACCCUACAGGAAGUAGGGAGGAAAUGAAUGUGCAUUCAAUUAAAUCGGAGGAGCAGGGAACAUCUUGGUCACUCCAGCUGAAACAGGAGGAUGCUUGUGGUGCCCCUGUGAGUCUCAGCCAGGCUCAUGCUGAUGAUGUAGACUGCAACGUUGAGGACAGAGAUUGGUUGCCUAGCAUCGGACUGAAGGCGGAGCCCAUGAGUCCCAGCCAAUCCGAUGAUGACGUUGCAGACCGCAAAGAAGAAUGUAACGAAGCGGGAGGUGCCCUUCAUUGUGGGAAGGCUUGGAGAGACACAUGAAAAGAGCUCACCCACCACACAAUCAGCAUGUCCCUUAUCCCACCACACAAUCAGCAUGUCCCUUAUCCCUACCCACCACACAAUCAGCAUGUCCCUUAUCCCUUAUCCCACCACACAAUCAGCAUGUCCCUUAUCCCUUAUCCCACCACACAAUCAGCAUGUCCCUUAUCCCUACCCACCACACAAUCAGCAUGUCCCUUAUCCCUACCCACCACACAAUCAGCAUGUCCCUUAUCCCUUAUCCCACCACACAAUCAGCAUGUCCCUUAUCCCUUAUCCCACCACACAAUCAGCAUGUCCCUUAUCCCUACCCACCACACAAUCAGCAUGUCCCUUAUCCCACCACACAAUCAGCAUGUCCCUUAUCCCACCACACAAUCAGCAUGUCCCUUAUCCCUUAUCCCACCACACAAUCAGCAUGUCCCUUAUCCCAACCCACCACACAAUUAGCAUGUCCCUUAUCCCUACCCACCACAUAAUCUGUAUGUCCCUUAUACCCUACCCACCACACAAUCAGCAUGUCCCUUAUCCCACCACACAAUCAGCAUGUCCCUUAUCCCUACCCACAAUCAGCAUGUCCCUUAUCCCACCACACAAUCAGCAUGUCCCUUAUCCCUACCCACCACACAAUCAGCAUGUCCCUUAUCCCACCACACAAUCAGCAUGUCCCUUAUCCCUUAUCCCACCACACAAUUAGCAUGUCCCUUAUCCCUUCCCACCACAUAAUCUGUAUGUCCCUUAUCCCUACCCACAAUCAGCAUGUCCCUUAUCCCACCACACAAUUAGCAUGUCCCUUAUCCCACCACACAAUCAGCAUGUCCCUUAUCCCACCACACAAUCAGCAUGUCCCUUAUCCCACCACACAAUCAGCAUGUCCCUUAUCCCUACCCACCACACAAUCAGCAUGUCCCUUAUCCCACCACACAAUCAGCAUGUCCCUUAUCCCACCACACAAUCAGCAUGUCCCUUAUCCCUACCCACCACACAAUCAGCAUGUCCCUUAUCCCACCACACAAUUAGCAUGUCCCUUAUCCCUCCCCACAAUCAGCAUGUCCCUUAUCCCUACCCACCACACAAUCAGCAUGUCCCUUAUCCCACCACACAAUCAGCAUGUCCCUUAUCCCUACCCACCACACAAUCAGCAUGUCCCUUACCCCUACCCACCACACAAUCAGCAUGUCCCUUCACCCUACCCACAAUCAGCAUGUCCCUUAUCCCACCACACAAUCAGCAGGUCCCUUAUUCCUACCCACCACACAAUCAGCAUGUCCCUUAUCCCUUAUCCCACCACACAAUCAGCAUGUCCCUUAUCCCACCACACAAUCAGCAUGUCCCUUAUCCCACCACACAAUCAGCAUGUCCCUUAUCCCUUCCCACCACACAAUCUGUAUGUCCCUUAUCCCUACCCACAAUCAGCAUGUCCCUUAUCCCACCACACAAUCAGCAUGUCCCUUAUCCCACCACACAAUCAGCAUGUCCCUUAUCCCACCACACAAUCAGCAUGUCCCUUAUCCCACCACACAAUCAGCAUGUCCCUUAUCCCUACCCACCAAACAAUCAGCAUGUCCCUUAUCCCUACCCACCACACAAUCAGCAUAUCCCUUAUCCCUACCCACCACACAAUCAGCAUGUCCCUUAUCCCUACCCACCACACAAUCAGCAUGUCCCUUAUCCCUACCCACCACACAAUCAGCAUGUCCCUUAUCCCUACCCACCACACAAUCAGCAUGUCCCUUAUCCCUACCCACCACACAAUCAGCAUGUCCCUUAUCCCUACCCACCACACAAUCAGCAUGUCCCUUAUCCCACCACACAAUCAGCAUGUCCCUUAUCCCACCACACAAUCAGCAUGUCCCUUAUCCCACCACACAAUCAGCAUGUCCCUUAUCCCACCACACAAUCAGCAUGUCCCUUAUCCCACCACACAAUCAGCAUGUCCCUUAUACCCUACCCACCACACAGUCAGCAUGUCCCUUAUCCCUACCCACCACACAAUCAGCAUGUCCCUUAUCCCUACCCACAUCAGACUCCAUUGUAACCUGGUUUACACCUGUCCAAUCCCUUAUAGAUGUGUUUACUACUUCAAGGAGACAAGAUGUGAAGGAUUUUUUUUUUUAAAGGUGGGUAUAUUUGAUGUUGUAAUUGUUUUUAAUGGAGACAGGUUAGAAGUAGAGGGGGAGACAGAUGAGCAGGGGAGACAGUGAAGAGUAGAUGCAGGGAUUGAACCCUGGUCUCCAGUGGGGAGGCUGAGGCAUACAUAGAGCAUCCAGCUGUGUUACCACAAGACUACAGGCCAUGUACAGAAGGAAGCAUUUCUAAAGUAUUGGAACACGGCCCUAGACUCAGCCUGUCCCAAAUACCACCUUAUGUCCUAUAUAGUGCACUACUUUUGACCCCUGCUCAAUGGGUUGCCAUUUGGGAUUCAGGACGUCCCAAACCCCUACCUACCACGUGCCCUUGCUCGGCCUUCACUAGGGCUGUGGCGGUCAUGACAUUUUGUCAGCAGGUAAUUAUCAAGCAAAUAACUGCCAAGUAAAUAACUGCCGGUCUCAUGGCAAUUGACCGUUUAAAUUAUCAUAAUCUCCUGGCUUCCACGCUUAACCUACAAGCGUCUGAUGCAGACGUUUGGGCUCCCUAGUGGCGCAGCGGUCUAAGGCACUGUAUCUCAGUGCUACAGGCGUCACUACAGACCCUGGUUCGAUUCCAGGCUGUAUCACAACGGGCCUUGGUUGGGAGUCCCAUGGGGCGGCACACAAUUGGCCCAGCGUAGUCCGGGUUAGGGUUUGGCCGGGAUAGGCCGUCAUUGUAAAUAAGAAUUUGUUCUUAUUAAUUAACUGACUUGCCUAGUUAAUACAUUUUUUUUAAAGUAUAAACAUUUCAUUUAAUAUAUCACAAUUGAACACAGCUAAAUAAAAUAGAAAGGAUAUUUUCCCCAAACGAUUUCAAAGGAAGUGCACACUUUUCUGUGUUGAGCGGUUAACAAAGAAACUGGUUCUCCCAUAUGCUUCGUUCAGAGUUAUUUAUUCGACUUUCGUUGUGAUACGAACGUUGAGAUAUGUUCUCAUUCUUAACAUAUUAUAAGGCUGCAUGAUGGGACUCUGAUGAUUUGAAAAAAGUCGCAAGCUGAACACACUUCAUCAGUCUCUCAUUCACAAUUUGACAAGCACUUGACAAUAUUCUCACCAGGCCUCGAAUUUCCCGGUGGCAUCCCCCUUGUGUGGCUGUAAUGCCCCAUUAAACAAAAUCUGUGCCUUUUCAUGGCCAAUGUGGGUGUUAUAAUAAUUAUAAUUACUCUCACUCAUAUGGCUCCUUCAGAUGUAGCCAAUGCCCGUCACGUGAUCGGGUCCAUGUCACAGUCAUUUCAGCUAAGAAGUAGGCUAAAAGGAAAUGAAGACAGACACAUCGGGGGCGUAAAUGUUACAACUGUCCACAUUUUACUUUUCGUCAACCAAUCAGAUGAGUCGGUCUAACCAACAGCAACAGCACUAGCUUAUGCCAAUGUACUAUCCUCCCCCCAUAGUGCAAAAGUUGAUCUAUGCUAUUGGUUAACUGUUCUUCUGUGCAAGGAAUAAAUAUUGCAACAGCAGCCUUCCUCCUCUUCACGAGAAGAGGAGGUGUAGCAGGGAUCGGACCAACACGCAGUGUAGCCAGUGCUCAACAUGUUUAAUAGACGAAACCGUGAACACUUACAAAAAUACAAAAUAACAAACUUGGCAAACCGAAACAGUCCUAUCUGGUGCAGAGAAACACAAAGACAGGAAACAACCACCCACAAAUCCCAACACAAAACAGGCCACCUUAAUAUGGUUCCCAAUCAGAGACAAUGACAAACACCUGCCUCUGAUUGAGAACCACAUCAGGCCAAUUGACAAUCCCCACAUAGAAACACAAAACAUAGAAUGCAAACCCAGCUCACGUCCUGACCAACACAAAACAAGGAAAAACACACAAGAACUAUGGUCAGAACGUGACAAAUAUGCCAAACAUACUCUAGGACAGCUUGUAGAAUGCAAUAGAUCCCAAAUGAAUACAGCAACUCGCCUCCAAACAUAUAUAUAUUUUUUAAAGCAACGAGGCUGGUGCAACAGAUCAGAACGUUUAGCUCAAAAUGUUGAUAAACUAUGAUACUAUUUCUAUGAGGCCAGUUCUUCAUAUUAGAACUGUAUCAAUGGACACGGUGGUUUGGCUAUAAGUGUGAAUGUUCCACAAUGCAAUCAAUUAGCAGGAAAACACUGUCGCCGAAGGUCAAUACGAUUGUGCAUGUAAUACUUUAUUAUAUAUUAUUAUUAUAUAUAUUAUAUAUAUAUAUGCAUAUUUAUGGUGAAAAUGAUUUCCCCCAAGCUUGAAACUCUCACACAGCUUAUUAGGCUCUACACCGGUUAUAAAGCGGUUUAAUGUUUAUUAUUUUACCUUUAUUUAACUAGGCAAGUCAGUUCAGAACAAAUUAUUAUUUUCAAUGACGGCCUAGGGAACAGUGGGUUAACCGUCUGGUUCAGGGGCAGAAUGACAGAUUUUUACCUUGUCGGCUCGGGGAUUUGAUCUGGCAACCUUUCGGUUACUGGCCCAACGCUCUAACCACUAGGCUACCUGUGCUUCCUGUGCUUAAUUUUAGGGAGUUAUUUGGUCACUUUAGUUGUGAUAAAAACCUUAUCAAGCCAUACAGGCCUAUGGGCUGGGCUACAUACGGUGUGCGACUAGGAUUUGAAAAAGUCGCAAUAAAACGCAUGAGUUAUUCCUUGCCUUACUGCAGAAGCUGGGCAUCAUUCACAAGUGAUAAUAUAUCAUUCACAAGUGAUAAUAUAUCAUUCACAAGUGAUAGGCUAAUAUUGUCACCCAUCAGACUAUUCUUCAUUUAAUGUUGUAUUUACAUAUACUAAAGAAUAUGUGUGAAAUGUAGUUUUGAUUUAGAAUUGACCAUUAUCAUGCACCUGUAUUGAAACAGGGGUAUGGGGGAAAAAAUGUGUCAACUAUGCACUUAAAUAGGGAAAUGGAGGACGUUUUUCCUGUGGUUCAUUUUCAUGCCAGCCAGGUAGGCUAUACUCCUAUUGUAAAGAGAAGCAAUGUGCUUAAUAUAAGGAACGUUUAUAAAUAUAAUAGGUCUAGCCUACAGAAAGCUGAUGGGAUCUUCCUCUUUCUAAUAGAGGCCAUCACUCUGUUUUCUCACGCAAUUACAUAGUCUAUAGAAAUGUUGAGCAACAUGAGCUCAUGGGCUCUCAUGAAGUGUUUUGAUUAGAUUUGACAUUACAUUUGCAUUGAUGUCAGAGUGAUUUAAAGGGACAAUACAGUGCUGAGUACCAGGCAGUUCGCAAGUUUGGUUAGGCUACUAAAGACAAUCUGGAGCAUCGGAAAAGCCUAAUUACCGUGACUAAACAGUCACGUGGAAUUUGACUGCCGUCAUGGCUUGUGACCGCCGGUCUGGUGGUAAUACCGUCACCUUGACAACCCCUCCAUGUUGGCAGAUCUAGAUGACUGAGGUUACCAGAGACAAACGGCUGAAUGUACAACUCUAUACAGCUGACUUCCUAUCAUUGGACCAUUGGAGAAGGGCCCAAUCCCAAAUUGACAUCUAGACCCUAUGCACUUGUGGAGAUGUAAGAUAAUCUAAUUGGUUGUAAGCAAUAUGGUAUGACUUCCGCCUAUCAUUGAGUGGUAGAGCUAUUACCAUAUUGCUUACACCUGACAAAACCUCUCCGAUCUCCACAAGUGCAUAUGGCGUAAGGUCUAGGAUCUAGUGUCUAGGAUCUAGGUCUAGGGUCUAGGGGGAAUUUAGGACUGGGCCCAUUGGGUCCAUGUGUCUUGAUUUCUGGUUUUAAAAGACUUGUCAGCAGUCUUACCACCAUGACUAGUUCAUAAUACAUUCAAAAAUGCCAUGCUGUUGUAUCCUGUAUGUAUAACUUGUGAAUAUAAUUAUAUUUUGUCAA